GGUAGACAUGUGUUGUCAUUUGUCUCCGCAGCUGUUGGGACAACACCUCAUAUCUAAACCCCCGUGCCAGUGAGUGUUUGGGACAUUUAGGGGACACAAUUUGCAUUUUAUCAGCCAGUGUAUUUCAAACAAGUAGUUGUAAUGGAUUCUCGGCUGUCGAAACAGAUCCAGUGUUCGGUGUGUUUGGGGGACUUUACAGAUCCCGUGAGUCUGCUGUGCGACCACACGUUCUGCCGACAGUGUAUCAGCAAUCAUUCCCAAAGCUGUCGUCUGAAACUCUGUCCAGAAUGCAGACGACCCUAUACUAUGUGGGACAUUCGGUCCAACCGAGUCCUGCGGAAUAUGGUGACCGCUGUGAGGGAACACUUGAGUGAGCAGCAGGCCCUCAGGGACAUGAAUGUAGCGACCUGUGGAGCAAGCGCGAGAGUGUUUGAGGAACCAGAGAAGCUUGUGUGUUCAGAUCAUCAGGAGAGACUCAAGCUGUUUUGUGAGACAGAUCAGAAACUGGUGUGUCUGAUCUGUAGGGACGGUGAGAGACAUCAGGGACACACGUUCAAACCUGUGGAGGAGGCAGCGGAGCCCAGAAAGAAUUUAUUGUUAGAGCCUCUGAGUUUCCUUUCGAAGGAGAAUGAAGAGCUGCAGGCUCUUGUGAAGAAGCAGACGAGUGAGAUCUCUAAAACGGAGGAAAGGUCUCGACAGCUCUCUGCUCAGAUCUCUGCUCAAUUUGAGGAGAUGCACCAGUUUCUGAAGAAAAAGGAGGAGGAAGUGGAGAAAAUGCUGGAGAAAGAAGAGAAGGAUAUGAUAGAAAAGAUGAAAAGAAACAGAGCAGAAAUAGAAGAGAAGCUGAACGAUGGAAGAGAGAAGGAAGGGAUUCUACGCUCAGUCUUUGACACUGAUCAACCAGACGGCUUUUUGCAGUGGUGGACUGAGAAAGGGCUGGACUUUGUCGAAGAGAUGAAAGAGAAAGAAAGCUGUUGUGAAAAUAAUGACGUUGCUUCUCCAACAACCAAGUUCAAAUCAGCAGUGAAAAGUGUGAAUUUGACACCUAAUUCUCUGCUCCUUGGCCUUCAUGAGACUCAUUUGCAGUUUAUUGUGUGGAAGGAGAUGCUGGGCUUUAUCAAACCAGUCCCUGAUUGUAAUGUCAUACAUGACUGUCAUGACCCAUACCUGAGGGUCUCCUCUGAUGGACGCAGUGUCAUCCGCACAUCCAAAAAGGGUAUUUUCUUGCGUCACAAAGACUACAGGCCUCUGGCCAGGACUCACAAGACCUUCCAGUCAGGACAGCACUACUGGGAGGUGGACGUAGGAGCAAAGAUAGACUGGAGCGUGGGCUUCGAUGGUGGGUGUAUAAGCAACUUAAACAAGGACAUCGGGCUUCACCUUAAGCAUGACCAAGGCUACUGCAUCAAAGAGUAUGAGACGGUGACAGAAAUAGAUUUGACGGUGAAACCACGCAGGAUAGGGCUGUACCUGGACUGUGACCGGUGUCAGGUGUGCUUCUAUAAUGCCGAUGACAUGACUCUACUGCACACCUCCACAUACCCUUCACCCAUCCCGUACUCCCUCAGCCUCUCUCCAGGAGCUUAUCUGGCAGGGAAGAAUGCUGAUCCACUCACAGUGACCUGGAACUGAUCCGACUGGGAAAUUAUUGACACUUUAGUAAGAUGGUUAGAAGAACUGGUCCAUUUAAUGUUUUUGAGGUGAUGUAAUAAUGCAGGGGUGGCAAACGUCUGUCCUGGAGAGCCACAGCCCUGCAGAGUUUUGCUUCAACCCUAAUCAAACACACCUGAACAAGCUAAUCAAGGUCUGAAGGGUUAAUAGGAAGCUAUAGGCAGGUGAGUUUUCAUUAAGGUUGGGGCUGAACUCUGCAGGUCUGCAGCUCCCCAGGACCGGAGUCUGCACCCCUGUAAUAGUGCUUGAGAGAAAAGUUAUUGGGUGCUGUAUUUACUUGCUUAGUUUGUUAGUGGGUGGUUUGCUUUGUUAUAUUUUAGAAUAUUUGUGACAGGCACCAUAAGCACUCUGAGAACAUAAAAGACCACAUUAUUGUUAGAGCCAUUUCCACCAUAUAAGAAAAAAUCAUGCUUUGGUGAACCAUAAUUAUAACAUGACUUCAAAAUUUUGAGUUACUAAGUCAUGAUUAUAUACUAUAAGAUAGACAUGUCACUUUUUCUUUUCUUUUCUUUUAAACUUUUUGUUAUAAUUUCACAAUUUCACCUGUUUUGUUUCAUAACUGUGAUUAUGUCCUAAUUAUGUUAUAUAAUAACAAUUGUAUGUCAUAAUUGUUAUGUCAUAAUGACUGUUUGUCAUAACUAUAACUGUGAUUGCCAUAAUGACUGUUUGCCAGAAUUAUGACUGUUUUAUCAUAAUUAUGUUACGUUAUUCUGGCUGUUUUUGUCAUAAUUAUGUUGUCAUAGUUAUGACUGUUCAUGUCAUAAUUAUGACUGUCAUAACUAUGACUGUGACUCACAAUUACCGUUUGUCAUAAUUAUGACUGUUUUUGUUAUAAUUAUGUAAUGUCAUAAUGAUCGUUUGUUAUAGCUGUGCAUGGUCAGAAAUUAACUUUUCCCAUAAAGGGGCAAUAUUUGCCCCCCUAUAUUUGACCCCCUGGAAUUGAUUUCCAGGGGCAUUUUUUA
Molecule: messenger RNA, 2633 nt
Organism: Labeo rohita (rohu)
Lineage: Eukaryota; Metazoa; Chordata; Actinopteri; Cypriniformes; Cyprinidae
Gene: trim109
Product: tripartite motif containing 109
Exons: 6
Coding region: 142-1632 (496 amino acids)
Molecular function (GO): zinc ion binding
Source: RefSeq, a predicted model, not a curated record